This is a messenger RNA of Polistes canadensis, 1682 nucleotides long. Its product is annotated as peripheral plasma membrane protein CASK-like. The coding region runs from base 240 to 1667 and encodes 475 amino acids. The record is from RefSeq and is a predicted model, not a curated record. The transcript is spliced from 11 exons. Gene Ontology annotation, molecular function: ATP binding; calcium/calmodulin-dependent protein kinase activity; calmodulin binding. Gene Ontology annotation, cellular component: cytoplasm; neuron projection. NCBI's taxonomy places the organism in Eukaryota, Metazoa, Arthropoda, Insecta, Hymenoptera, Vespidae. Gene Ontology annotation, biological process: protein phosphorylation.
CAACACAUCAGCAGCAGCAACAACAACAACAACAACGAUCACGACGACGACGACGACGACGACGGCGACGACGACGUCGUUUAACAAGAGCAGCGCAUAUACGCGCGCUUUACGAAUAAUAAUCCAUCUUUCGUACGAUUUGUUGUCGUCGUAGCUGAUUUUACCGUCGUUUCUCCUAGAGAAAACGACUAAGUUAUAUUCAGCCAGUCGACUCUCCUUUAUACAUUUUGGUUAUCAUUAUGGCGGACGACGAGGUUCUCUUCGACGAAGUUUACGAGCUCUGCGAGAUUAUCGGCAAGGGACCAUUCAGCGUCGUUCGGAAAUGCAUUCACCGACAGACCAGGCAGACUUUCGCUGUAAAAAUCGUCGACGUGGCCAAGUUCACCUCCAGUCCGGGCCUGAGUACAGCUGAUCUAAAACGCGAGGCCACGAUAUGUCACAUGUUGAAGCACCCGCAUAUCGUCGAGCUACUAGAAACUUACAGUUCCGAGGGUAUGCUCUACAUGGUAUUCGAAUAUAUGGACGGUUCGGAUCUGUGCUUUGAAGUAGUUCGACGUGCGACUGCUGGUUUUGUCUAUAGCGAAGCUGUUGCUAGCCACUACAUGAGACAAAUCCUGGAGGCAUUGCGCUACUGCCACGAGAACGACAUAAUCCAUCGUGAUUUGAAGCCGCAAUGCGCCCUACUAGCAGGAAAAGAAAAUUCUGCGCCGGUGAAGCUGCGCGGUUUUGGUGUCGCUGUGCAACUUCCUGCAUCCUCGCAAGCAAACGGUGUCGGGCUGACCUCCCCGAGCUGCAAUUUCCCUUUCGAGGACCUGACCGACGCCGAGGAUUCGUUAGUCAGCGACACGGAGGACAACAUUGGUCGUGUUGGAUGUCCACACUUUAUGGCACCGGAAGUGAUUCAACGUCGACAAUAUGGGAAACCAGGUGACGUUUGGUCGGCCGGUGUUCUCCUUCACGUUCUACUAACCGGCACGUUUCCAUUUAUGGGUUCUCGCGAAAGGCUACGGGACGCAAUUUGUAGGGGACGAGUUCAGAUGGAAACACCGUUGUGGGACUGUAUUAGCGAACCAGCUAAGGAUCUCAUACAGAGAAUGUUAACGACGGAUGUAAAUCAUAGGAUCACUAUUCAAGAAGUUCUCAAUCAUAAAUGGCUCAGAGAUCGCGAUAAGGGAGCAGCGCGGGUACAUUUAGGUGACACUAUAGAAGAACUUAAAAAAUUCAAUGCUAGACGAAAAUUGAAGGAUGCCGUAAAAGCAGCUGUGUCUUCAACAAAGUGGCACGCCCCGUAUUCGGAAACUAAUGGCGACAGUUUUUCCGAUGUCGGGGACGACGAGGUAACGGCUACAGGAGCUGUUGCUGAAAUUUUGGAUUCGCUCGACGAUAUAGAAGUAUUGCAAGAAAGCGGUAGACUGACGCGCGGUGAAAUUCUUAACGCCGUCGAGGACUAUCGCCUUCGUGCUAUUUUAGAGCUUUACGAUAGGAUCUCAAGUCGCGUGCCCACACCAUGCCGAGCGCCGCAAACGGACGCUGUUCAACGUGCGCGGGAAGUGGAAGAGAUCCUUCGGGAAGCUGAACACUCGACGGUACGAAACAUCGAUAGGGCCGAUCUUCGGGAACUUCAAGAACUUUUGAUGCAGCCGCACAUGAGGGUAAGUACCUCUUAACAAGUUCGAUUAUUA